AUGUCAACCUCAGCUGAGAUACCGAUAGAUCCAUCCUUACGAGAGUCAUCAUCCGCCACAAGUCCAACGAAACUAGCAGGAACGAAACGAAAGACGCGUGGCAGUGGACCUUCGACAACCUCAGCUGCCGGUCCAAGGGUGACAAGGCGUUCGACUGCUCAUAAUGAAGGGAAUAGCAUCCAGUCGGGAGAGCCUGCGAGAGGGGAAGAAGAGAAUUUGAAUGGGUAUUGGGGACCUGGUAAUCCUAAACGCGCUAAACGAUCAUCACCUACCAAACGAUCUAAACCUACUACCUCGUCAACUCCUUCGCGUAACCAGGUAGAGAAUGUAGCUGGUCCUUCUGGCACAGGGGAAGGUAGUGGGAGUCGGGGUGGACCAUCUAUAAGUGUGAUAGGAGAAUUAGCGGGUUUGGCUAAUCGGAAGUCUUCUUCAUCCGGUAUCUUCCCAUAUCUCCCACUCUAUCCCGUCGGUCUAACACCCUUCCGAUAUCCAUGUCUAACACCCUCAGAACCCAAUCCACCUCCCGAAGAUCCAAAUGAUCCAAAUUUCAAACCUUUUAAUCCUCACGAAUCAAAUACCAUGACCGGUACUACUGGUGCUAGUACUCUACCAAGUCAGAAUCAACUGAUAGAUCCACAAUUGGCGGGAUUAUCUGGAUCUACUCAUACGACUCCUCAGCAACAGAUACAACCAGUUCAACAAAGUCAGCAGCAGUCUCAAAUACAUCUCGAUACGAAUAAUAACGGCAAUAACAACAGCAAUACGAUGAUGGAUCAAAACACCGCGGCUAGUGCAGACGCAGCUUACGAAUCUAUAUCAGCUUUGUUAUCUGCUUCUCAAGGUGUUUAUCCGACUUUAGAUUCUAUCGAUUACCAUCAAAGUCGAGGACAGGGUCAGGGGCAAUCAUAG
Kwoniella botswanensis is the source of this 909-nucleotide messenger RNA. RefSeq lists its product as uncharacterized. The coding region runs from base 1 to 909 and encodes 302 amino acids. The transcript has 3 exons. Lineage: Eukaryota; Fungi; Basidiomycota; Tremellomycetes; Tremellales; Cryptococcaceae. The record is from RefSeq and is a predicted model, not a curated record.